AUGGGCGCAAUCACUGUGGCAUGGAUUAAAUCUGAUUCAAAAGCAAUACUUGGUAUACACACACACAUGGUCUCACUAAACCCAAGAUUAUCGGUGACACAUAACGGCCACAAUACCUGGAAGCUUCACAUAUCACGUGUACAGAUAAACGACUCCGGCAGCUACAUGUGCCAAGUUAAUACAGAUCCUAUGAAAAGCCUUUCCGGAUACCUAGAUGUAGUUGUGCCGCCAGAUAUUUUAACCCAUCCAGAACAUAAUUCUGAGGAAAGUGUCAGCACAGAGGGAGGAAGUAUUUCGCUCGUAUGCAGUGCGACAGGUGUUCCAAAACCAAAGGUUCAAUGGAGACGUGAAGCAGGGAAGGAAAUUAUACUUCGCGCAGAAAGCAGAGAUAAACAAGUUCUAAAGUCGGUGGAAGGAGAAAGGCUUGUAUUGACCAAUGUACAUCGUACUGAUAUGGGUGGCUACAACUGCAUUGCAUCUAAUGGAAUACCGCCAUCAGUUAGCAAACGUUUCGACGUCUACGUCAAUUUUUCUCCAACAAUUAAAGCAAUUAAUCAGUUGGUUGGAGCACCCGUGGAAAGAGAAGUAACAUUGGAAUGUGUUGUGGAAGUUUAUCCCAAGCCACUUAAUGGGUGGUACCGUAACGAAGACAAUUUAAAAAUACACAACGGGAACAAAUAUAAUAUUUCAGAGGAAAUGAUUAACUUGUACACAUGGCAUCUCAACCUUACUAUAAGACACCUGACUAAAUCGGACUUUGGAACUUAUAGUUGUUCAAGUGUUAAUGGGCAAGGCAAGAGUGAAUCACGCAUAAGAUUGCAAGAACUACGAUUACCGCCCAAGCCGCCGACGACACCACAACCUUACGUUCAAACAACUGGAAAACCGCGUCGGAAGCAGCCACUCGGUCACAACAGGGGACUGAACGAAGUGGUGCGUGCCAAGGAAACCCAUUUUUUAAAUCAAAUGCAGCAGGAGAAUGGUAUAUACAGCGGUGGGAUUGAUGUGUUGCAGAGUGCCAACAGUGGAAAUUCUGGGGGCGCUUUAGAAAGUGGAAACGUCAACGACGGCAUGAUAAACGGAGCGGAAGUACUUACCGAUCUACCCUCACGUAACGGAUAUGAAAAGACUUACCGGCCGCCUGGACCCAUACCAUCACCACAUACACCUCGAAUAUUUAGAAAUGCAGGCUCACGACUUCAUGCUUUUACUACGAAUGCGACAGUGGUGUUAGUAAUAAUUUUAUGGAAGAUGUCCUUGGAUUCAAAAACUUUUAAUACUGUGGACAGAAUUAGCUCUCACAGCAUUUAAAAAAUUGGAAGUAAAGCACUCUGAAGCUACAAAUAAACAUCCGAAGCAGCCGCUACGUUAUGUUAGUUCCGUUUUCUUAUUGCUUUGGAAUGUUUUUGAUCUGGAAGCGACGCCAAUCCUACAAUACUAGUUUAUACAUUUAUCUAAAUAAGCUGUAUGUAAGUAUAGAACAUUAAAAUUAAAACAAGAGAAAACGCUUUAAUCGACGGUCUCGGCUAUCAGAUACCAGAUUACUUAGCUAUCAAAAAAGCGCCAUCUAACGU
Drosophila suzukii is the source of this 1574-nucleotide messenger RNA. The record is from RefSeq and is a predicted model, not a curated record. NCBI's taxonomy places the organism in Eukaryota, Metazoa, Arthropoda, Insecta, Diptera, Drosophilidae.